GUGCUUCGUGCGACGGUAUAAAUGCGAACUAAACUUAUUCACAUGAUCAAAGACUGUCAGAGACGUUCAUUUGCAAGUGUAUCGUUGUGGCCUUUCCGCAUGGUCGUUCGACUUCAUGUUAGUUUUCACUGUUUGCAGUUGUGCCGGCUCGAUUUUGGGGAAAACGUGAAAGAGAGAUAACUCGUAACAGUAACAGGCAUUCGAGGAUUAACAGAAAAAUGACGGGUGCAAGUGGCGCGAGCAGCAUAACCUAUGGUGCACUACCAAAAUGGCAACUUGCCUUAGCCGUUGGAGCGCCGGUCGCUUUGGGCCUUGGUUAUAUGUAUUAUAGGAACAGUAACAAGACCACGCCAAAGUCGAACCGAGGUAAAUUGAAGAGCAACUCGAAGAAAAAUGGCACGCCAGCCGCUGACAAACAAAUCUCUAUUGACGUUGAUUGUCCACCGAAAACUACCCCCGAACCAGAGACAGAAUUGGAAAAAGCGCAAAGAUAUAAGUGCGAAGGGAAUACUCAGUUUAGAAUAGGAAAAUACGACGAGGCUAUAAAGCAAUAUACUAAAGCAAUCGACACAUGUCCACCUGAAAAUACAGAGGAUCUUGCUACGUUUUAUCAGAACAGAGCAGCUGCCUAUGAACAACUGAAAAAAUACAGUGCUGUAAAAGUAGAUUGUACAAAGGCCUUAGAAUUAAAACCAAGGUAUACAAAAGCCUUAUUACGUAGAGCACGAGCAUUAGAAUGCUGCAAUGAUUUUGAAUCAGCCUUGGAAGAUGUUACAGCUGCUUGUAUUUUAGAAAGCUUUUCUAAUCAGAGAACAUUGGAAAUGGCAGACAGGGUUUUGAAGCAAUUAGGUAAACAACAUGCAAUGGAACAUUUGGCAAACAAAAAAUAUAUUAUGCCUAGUAAACAUCUCAUUAAAAAUUAUAUUAAUAGUUUUUAUAAAGAUCCUGUUUUCGCAUUGCUCAAAAAUGCUGACAAUAGUAAUCUAUCGCAAGGUUUCGCAAAGAUUUUAAAAUCCAUGAAGGAGGAAAAAUAUGAUAAUAUAAUACAACUGUGCACUGAAGAACUUGGCGAUUCAGAACCAGAUGCAGUGCCACAUGGAAUGGAAAUGUUUCUAUUAAGAGCAACAUUUUACCUUUUGCUAGGACAAUAUGAAACUGCUAUAAAAGAUUUUGAUACUAUUAUAAACAGUGAUGUUGUUUCAAAGAGUAUAAAAGUGAAUGCCUUUGUAAAACGAGCUUCUUCGUACAUGCAUUUAGAGAACCCGGAAAAGAGUUUCCAUGACUUUAAUAUGGCUGUAGAACUUGAUCCUGAAUGCGGUGAUAUUUAUUCUCAUAAAGGACUGGCAAACUUGCUGAUUGAAAAAAUAGAAAAAGCUAGAGAAGACUUUAAGAAAGCUGUUGAUCUCAAUCCUGAAUUUGAAGUGGCAUACGUGCACAAAUGUUACGCAGACUAUCACUACGGUAUAAUUACCAGGGACAGGGAUAUAUCAACAGAGGCUAUAAUAGGUUUUGAGAAGGCUUUUGAAAAAUUCCCAAGUUUCCCUGACUGUUACAUCUUGUAUGCUCAGAUACUAUCAGAAACGCAAGAGUUUCAAAAAGCAGACAGUUAUCUUUCCAAAGCGAUCGAGAAAUAUCCAGAUAAUGCUGCUACAGCAUAUGUACAUAGAGGUUUAUUACAAUUGAAAUGGGUCGGAGAUGUUGAUAAAGCUGUGGAAUAUAUCAACCAUGCAUUGAAAUUAGAUAAUAAAUGUGAAUUUGGGUAUGAAACCCUAGCAACAAUUGAAGUUCAAAGGGGAAAUCUAGAAAGAGCAAUAGAAUUAUUCGAUGAAGCUUUGGCGCUGACUCGCACGACACCGGAGCUAGUGCAUAUUUUCGGUCUAAGAAAUGCCGUGAAAACUCAGCUCGCAUUGAAAGAUAAAUUAGGCCCGGACAUACCACUGAUGAAUAUACCGGCCGUUUCAUAAUUUUUCAUACAAUUCUACACUGACCGCACUCGGAACGUCGAAUAAGCGAAAUACACAUGGUUACCAAAACUAAAGAAUAAAAUCUCGUAUGUACGGUAUGAUUCACAGGUGUAAUUUUAUGAACGAUUUAAAGCAGAUUUCAUGAUAGUAUAGAAAUUCUUCUCACAAUUGCAGAAACAUGUGUAUUAUCUACUAUUUAACUGAUCUAUAACGUUCGCCCCCUUUUUGGAAGAAAAAUUUAUUGCAUGCGUUGCUGACUGAUCACUGUUGUUCAUCCGCUGUUUCGUUGUAACAGUUCCUUUUAUAAAUUCCGUCGAAUGCAUUUUCUGAAGUUCACGUCCGUGAACGUAAGGCUUUUGGAAAAGUACUAUGUCAGUUUCUUGUUGUCCGUAAACCUCGCGAUUGUGAAAUUCCUAUGUACAAUAUUUAUUAUUUAUCUGUAUUGUGAACUAUUACGUUAAAUACAUUUAAAUGAUACAAGGAUGCUCACAAUUUUUUUGUAAUAUUUAGGAAAGUAUGCAUAUAUACAUACAUACAUAUGUACACACACGCGUAUUGCCGACGAUAAAGGAAUCCUUGAAACAACUGCUGCAAUUUACUUAUAAUAUAUAAUAAUUUAUUGAUCAUUGUAAUUGUGAGUCUGACAUUGUAUUUUAUAUUACUUUGUAUAUAAUGCAUAUAAAACAUUUUUAACAGAACCAUGUAAAAUUUAUGUAUAUACAUAUAUGUGUAUAUAUAUAUAUGUAUUUCUUUUAUAUAUACUUUUCGUGUAUAUGUAUAUAUACAUAUGUAUGUAUGAUCUUGAAAGUAUAUGUACAUCUAAAAAUUCUUGUACAAAAGAUAUCUCACAAAACAGUGUAUCGCUUUGCUAUGAAACAAUAUUGUAAUUUUGUAGGACACUGUAUAUACUUUAUUUUUUAACCCAUUUGUUUUCAUGCCUCCUUAUGAUGUUAAUGGGUUAAUAUGUGCCUUUUCAAACGUCGUAGAAAAUCGAAGCGAGAGGAUAUCUUAUAACAAAUGCUAAUAAACUGCUAAAAACCUGAAAUAUCAAUGGUUUUUUAACACAUUAAAAUAUUGUUUCUACAUUUUCUUGAGGAUUUAGCUGUGUCAUCGAAAUAUUAGUAGAUUUUACCUGAAUCAACAACAGGAUGACUGUAAGUGUAGAUUCCUUAAGCGGGCCUGCUUUAGUUAAUACAAAAUUAAUUAUAGUUAAAUUGUUACAAGUGACAACACCAUUCUUGUCUUCUUGCCAUUUCACUAAAUGUAAUUUCUUAAAUAUCCACAUUACAAGUUUCCCUGAGGAGUAUA
This is a messenger RNA of Nomia melanderi (Alkali bee), 3272 nucleotides long. Lineage: Eukaryota; Metazoa; Arthropoda; Insecta; Hymenoptera; Halictidae. The record is from RefSeq and is a predicted model, not a curated record.